GAAACAAAGAAUCUGGUUAAUAGUGCUCUUGAAAUGAAUGUGGGAAUACCAGUAGUAUAUCUGCUCUAAGGUUAACCAAUAUAAAUAUAAAUAGACCUUUUCAAGUUAUAAUUAUGAAAUGCAAAAUCAUUCUGCUUCGAUGCUAAUUACUGGAAUCAGUAUGCUGCUAAAUAUUUAUAUCAGUAGCAUAUAUAGUCUCAAAAAAUGAUUUUUCUCAGCAAUCAAGAGGAAUUUGAAAAAUCUGUCGCUACAUUUUUCACUAGGAUUUCGGGCGAGAAAUGAAAAAUUAGAAAAAAAAAUCACUUGGCCGAUUAUAGCUGAAAAUAUGUCAUUUUCAAAGAAAAAAUAACAUUUCAGAAACGAAAAAAACAAUUAAAACCCAAAUCUAUACCUUUGUUCUCUGUUUCAAGGCGGUUCGAACGGUGUAAAAAUAAAGGUUCCAUCGUUCGAUAUGAGGUCGCUGAGAGGGUUGCAAUCGAAGUGUGUCAAAAUCAAAGCCUUCUAAAGUUUGACGAAAGUUCGAUUACUUCCGCUAGCUCAGGAACCUCGAAAUGUACUUCUAUACGUAUAUGGUGCUCUUUUGACGAAGGAUGUGCGUUAGGUUUUGGGCUUCAAUAUUAUAGGGGUUUUGGGUGAUAUUUUGGUGGGACUUAUUGGUUCUGAUGACAUCGAAGAAUUUGAGGGCUUUUGGCUCCACAAUAUGUCAACAUUAUUUGAUGGUGGUAAUGAUGAUGAGGUGAUAUUUACGGAAGAGCGUUUUGGUGAGAGGAGUGGAUGGAAUGGAGAGGUUUGUGAUAAUGAUGAUGAGUUGAUAUUUAUAGAAGAGCGUUUUGGUGAGAGGAGUGGAUGGAAUGGAGAGGUUUGUGAUAAUGAUGAUGAGGUGAUAUUUAUAGAAGAGCGUUUUGGGGAGAAGAGUGGAUGGAAUGGAGGUGGUAAGCUGGUUUCUCUCUUAAAUAAAGCGCCGCUAAUUGAAAAGCUCAGCACAUUUCUUCUUUUUGUUUUCUUAUACAUCAUUCGAUAGUUGAGACCUGAGAAAGUUUAUUUUUUCUGAAUCAGGAGUGAAAAAAUCCGAAUUCUGCCGGUAAUUCUCUAGUUUUUCUAUCAGAACUCACGUUUUAUCCAAUAAAAAUAUU
Didymodactylos carnosus is the source of this 1133-nucleotide messenger RNA. Lineage: Eukaryota; Metazoa; Rotifera; Eurotatoria; Philodinida; Philodinidae. The record is from the annotation of a GenBank genome assembly.